Molecule: messenger RNA, 507 nt
Organism: Microdochium trichocladiopsis
Lineage: Eukaryota; Fungi; Ascomycota; Sordariomycetes; Xylariales; Microdochiaceae
Product: peroxiredoxin type-2
Exons: 3
Coding region: 1-507 (168 amino acids)
Biological process (GO): hydrogen peroxide catabolic process; cell redox homeostasis; cellular response to oxidative stress
Cellular component (GO): cytoplasm; peroxisome; mitochondrion
Molecular function (GO): thioredoxin peroxidase activity
Source: RefSeq, a predicted model, not a curated record
AUGGUUCUCAAGGCUGGCGACGAGUUCCCCGAGGGCGUUUCCUUCACCUGGAUUCCCCCGGCGCCCGAGACCUCUGAGUUCUCGGCCUGCGGCAUGCCCAUCAAGUACAACGCCUCCAAGGAGUUCAAGGACAAGAAGGUCGUCAUCUUUGCCCUCCCCGGUGCCUUCACCCCGACCUGCUCUGCCUCGCACGUCCCCGGCUACAUUGCCAAGAAGGACGAGCUCAAGGCCAAGGGCGUCGACCAGGUCAUCUGCCUCGCCUAUAACGAUGCCUAUGUCAUGUCUGGCUGGGGCAAGGCCAACGGCGUCUCUGACGAGUUCCUCAUCUUCGCCUCCGACGACCACGCCACCUUCUCUAAGGAGUUCGGCUGGAUGGCCGAGGACGGUGAGCGCACCAACCGCUACGGCAUGAUUGUCGACCACGGCAAGGUCACCUACGCCGAGCUCGAGCCCCACCUCCAGGCUCUCGAGGUCUCGAGCGCCGAUGCCGUCCUCAAGGUCCUCUAA